AUGACACAAGACAUUUCAAAAGAAGUACUAGCUCUUUCCAUCCAUGUUGCUGCAGCUGCUUCCUAAAUCACUAUCUAAACUUAAUAAAGGAUGACUUUAGUUACAAAUAGUGUUUUAGAGAGUGUAGACUAAACAUUGAAGAUUGUCAAUUCAAUUAUGAUGUAAUCAUAAAAAUAAUCUCAUUUGGAUGCAGUUAUAGAAGAAUUUGAAGAUGAUUGUGGUAAAGAUUCAAAAACAAAAGAAUGUUAUAUAGAUUAAUAACUUAAUGUUAUUAACAAUUAACAAUCAGUUUAAAUUAAAAUUGAAAAUAUGAAGUGUUAAGAAAAUUUUAAUCCAAACAUGUCAGUCAAAUCAACUAAUUCUAAUUGUUAUAGUAUUUAAAAAUAAAAAACAAAAAGUUAAAUAAUAGUAGAGAAACAAUAAAAUUAAAAUCUAACUAAUGAUACUCCAAUCUAAUAAUAGAAAUAAUCACUGCUUUCUUAUUAAUUAUCUUAAAUUAAAGUUGAUAAAGUAAAAGAAGCAUAAGAAUAAAAGGAAUUAAUGAUAUUAAUUGAUUAAGUUGAUCCAGAAGAAUUAAUUACUAAAUUGAAAUCUAUGGAAAUGAUUUGUCCAUAUCCAUAAGAAAAUUCAAAUUAAUUAGAAUCAAUUAUAAAUAUAAGUGAACCACUUAUUAUAUUAAAUGCUGAAUAAUGUUAAUAAUAAAAAAAAACAUCUCCAAAAAAAUCAGAAUGGUAUGACAGUUCUUCUGUUGAAUAUAAAGCUACAUCAUAUAAUACCAAUGAAUCAUCUAAUUUAGAUCAUCAUUCUUAUAAAUGGAAAAGUAGUAGUAUUGAAGAUGAAAAUUUAUUGCAAGAUUGUGAAUUUUAAUUUUAAUCUUCAGUAUUUGAUUUUCCAUUUCCAGAAGAUUUUUGUACUAAUAGUAUAAAUGUGUAAUAGAAUUUUCAACAAUUAGAAAAUAAAAACUAAUUUACUCCUAAAAAGAAGAGAUUAUACUGUAAUAAUAAAAAGGUUCCUCAUUGGGCUGAAAAUUUAUAGGUAUUUUUAUUUUGAAUAUUUUUUAGAAAGUUUAACAAUAUUAAUCUUAAUAAUAUCUUUUACCUCAUCAUUAAAUCUUUGGUAAGAUGAAAAACAGAGUUUUAGAAAUAGCCAAAUAGUUUUCAGAAAGUAGAUAUUAAAGAAGAGGAAGUUCAGCUUAAUGGCAUAUUCCUAAUAAGACUUUCGAAAUGAUGCAAUAAUAGAUGAAAAAACUAUAAUAAAUAUAAGAUGAAAAUAUGUAAAAAAUAUAACAACAUCAAAUAGAUGUAAUAAUAUGUUUAAUUAUAAUAGUCUGCACAAAAAAAUUAAGGUUUAUUUGCAAAAACAUAAUAUUUUUUAACAAGUAUUAAAAAAAAGAUCCUUAAUUCAUUUGAGAAAGAUUCAAAAUAUAAAAAAUGA
Messenger RNA from Paramecium pentaurelia, 1434 nucleotides. The record is from the annotation of a GenBank genome assembly. Lineage: Eukaryota; Ciliophora; Oligohymenophorea; Peniculida; Parameciidae.